AUGUCUGACUUGAAGCCUGAGCGCGUUUCGAAACGCAAGACCCGCGAUGGUCCCGAGGAGGCACCUCGCAAAAAGCAGCACCGAGCUUCUGAUGAAGUCCAAUUCGAGGAUUAUGGGAACGGCGGCGGCGACGUCCCAGCCAAGUCCACCCGCAAACACAAGGACAAGUUUGCUCCGCGGCCCGAGAGGCAAUACCCCUCAGUCAAUGAGUUGAAGAAACGUAUCCGUGAUGUCAAGCGUCUGCUCCAAAAACCCAAUCUGCCUGCAGAUGCUCGAAUCCUGCAGGAGCGUGCGCUCGCGGGGUACGAACAGGAUCUCGCGGACGAAAAUGCUCGCAGAGAACGAUCCCAGAUUAUCAGCAAGUAUCACUUUGUCCGAUUUUUGGAUCGGAAGGCGGCAAACAAGCAAUUGAAAAGCCUCGAGCGCCGCCUCAAAGAAGAGACUCUCGAUUCUAAGCAGAAGAAAAAACUCGAGAGCAAGCUCCACGCCGCCCGUGUCAACGUCAACUACACCAUCUACUACCCUCUCACCGAAAAAUACAUUGCGCUCUACCCAAAGUCGAAGAGCUCAGGAAAGGAUGGCGCAGAGUCAGAAUCAGACGUAGACUCAGAACAGAAGACACAUGGCGACGACGCGAAGCCACCAAUGUGGGCCAUCGUCGAAAAGUGCAUGGAGAAGGAUACCCUCGGCGAACUCCGCGAGGGCAAAUUGAACAUUGGACCCGACGGCAAACAGACCGCGCCUCCAAGUGCAAAGGCGGUCGCAGUCUCGGACACCAAGAAGAGCAAAAAGGAGACCAAGGAAUCGAAGGAAUCGAAAACACCUAAGGAGUCGAAGAAACCCAAAGACACCACGGACUUGAAGAAGACACAGCCUGCACCUACAGAGGACAAGAGCAGGUACGACAACAUGAACCGGAGAGAUCGUCGUCGGGAGCAGGCCAAAGAACAGGCUAGGGAAGAGGCCAAGAAGGCCGCUGCUCGUGCCCAGGCCGGUGAAGAAGACAGUGACGGUGGUUUCUUCGAGUAA
This is a messenger RNA of Penicillium maclennaniae, 1029 nucleotides long. Its product is annotated as Efg1 domain-containing protein. Lineage: Eukaryota; Fungi; Ascomycota; Eurotiomycetes; Eurotiales; Aspergillaceae. The record is from RefSeq and is a predicted model, not a curated record. The transcript is spliced from 2 exons. Gene Ontology annotation, cellular component: preribosome, small subunit precursor; nucleolus. Bases 1 to 1029 code for a protein of 342 amino acids. Gene Ontology annotation, biological process: maturation of SSU-rRNA from tricistronic rRNA transcript (SSU-rRNA, 5.8S rRNA, LSU-rRNA).